AUGAGCUCCUCCGUGGCAGUGUACCGGAGCAUCUUCACCGAGGACCGCUUCAAACAGGCCUACGGCUCCGAGGAGGACAACACAAGUGGAAGCGUGAGUUUGCGGGACAAGCUGGCGGCGAGGUGCAGGUGUUCACGGCGGUCCUGCCUUCACCUGCUCGGGCAGAGAGUUCCCAUUUUCAACUGGCUGCCGGGGUACCGCUUUAAGAAAUGUUUCUUGGGAGACACUAUCGCUGGUCUUACAGUUGGCAUUCUUCACAUCCCACAAGGGAUGGCUUUUGCACUACUCACUUCUGUAGCACCGAUAUUUGGUCUCUACACGUCCUUCUUCCCUGUGGUUAUCUAUAUGAUUUUUGGCACUGGUCGCCACGUAUCCACAGGUACAUUUGCUGUUGUGAGUCUCAUGACUGGCUCUAUCGUGGAGCAGCUGGUCCCAUCAUCUCCGGAGCUGAACAUAAGUUCACUCGACGGUUCUGACUUUGAGCUACAGAGGAUCGGCGUGGCCUCAGCUGUAGCGCUUCUUUCAGGAAUAAUCAUGCUAUGUAUGUUUGGUCUUCAGUUGGGCUUCCUUUCCACCUAUCUGUCUGAGCCUAUUGUAAAGGCUUUCACCAGUGCGGCUGCCUUCCAUGUUACCAGCUCGCAGCUACAGAGCAUGCUGGGCUUGCGCCUCUCUCGCUACACGGGGACGUUCUCCCUUUUCAAGACUUUAGCAUCUGUGAUGGAGAACCUCCCUCAGACUAACAUGGCGGAGCUACUGAUCUCCUUAGUGUGUUUAGCGGUGCUGGUUCCGGUAAAAGAGAUCAACACGCGCUAUCGGCAGCGCCUGCGCACGCCAAUCCCCGUGGAGAUCCUCACGGUGAUUAUUGCCACCAGCGUGGCCUAUGCUUUCUCUCUGGACUCUAAUUAUGACAUUGAGAUUGUUGGCCACAUUCCAGCAGGAUUUCCAAGACCUCAACUGCCUGCCAUACACACAUUUCCUGACAUUGCUGGGGACACCGUUGCCAUCACAUUUGUUGGUUACGCUGUUUCUGUCUCACUGGCGAUGAUCUAUGCAGACAAACAUGGAUAUUCCAUCAACCCCAACCAGGAGUUGUUGGCUCAUGGUAUCUCCAACACUGUGUCCUCCUUUUUCACCUGCUUCCCAAGUUCGGCCACUCUGGCCACCACAAACAUACUGGAAAGUGCAGGGGGAUACACACAGUUUUCCGGCUUGUUCACCAGUCUUGUUGUAUUAAUGGUUCUGCUGCUCAUUGGACCGCUUUUCCAAUUCCUACCUAAGGCGGUACUGGCAUGCAUCAACGUUACCAGCCUAAGGCAAAUGUUUCUGCAGUUCCAGGAUUUACCGGAACUGUGGAGAAUCAGCAAAAUUGACUUUAUAGUUUGGGUUGUCACUUGGCUGUCUGUUGUGGUUCUCAAUGUGGAUCUUGGUUUAGCCAUCGGGGUGGUCUUCUCAAUGAUGACCGUAAUCUGUCGCACACAAAGGGCAGGUUGCUCCGUGCUCGGCCGGGCUAGCAACACUGAAAUUUACAGACCCCUGGAGAAUCAUAGUAAGUGCAAUGAGGUGCCAGGGAUGAAGAUCCUUACGUACAACGGGCCUAUUUACUAUGGCAAUCGUAGCUUCUUUCGGGAGCAGAUGAGCCGCCUGUUGGGCGUGACACCAGAGAUGAUCCGCAGCAAAGAGAAGGCCAGAAAAGCUCUGGAGAAGCGUGAAAGACAAGCUGCUGUUAACACUGUGGAAAGGGGUAUUGCUAAUGCAUCGUUUUCCUCAGAAAAUGAGUUCUUCAAAUCUGAAGCCUCUGAGCGUGAAGCCCAGGCAGUAUUAAUUGACUGCAGCAGCGUGAUAUUUGUUGACGUUGCGGGAGCGAGACUUUUCACUCAGAUGUGCGUUGAAUGCCAGAAAGUUGGAGUUAAUGUCUAUUUGUCCAACUGCAAUGAGAGUGUUUUAAAGAUCCUCACAGCAAGCGGUCUCAUGAACUACAUCAAACCGCAGCAUAUUUUUGUCACCGUACACGAUGCUGUCAUGUACAUUCAUCAACAGAAGGAAAAACAUGCGGAAAGCACCACGACUGUUUGGGUGUGA
This is a messenger RNA of Nerophis lumbriciformis (worm pipefish), 2079 nucleotides long. The record is from RefSeq and is a predicted model, not a curated record. NCBI's taxonomy places the organism in Eukaryota, Metazoa, Chordata, Actinopteri, Syngnathiformes, Syngnathidae.